Molecule: messenger RNA, 2274 nt
Organism: Mesocestoides corti
Lineage: Eukaryota; Metazoa; Platyhelminthes; Cestoda; Cyclophyllidea; Mesocestoididae
Source: the annotation of a GenBank genome assembly
AUGACAGAUUCCGAGGGAAAUGAAAUCGGAAAGCUGUUUGUCGGUGGCAUCUCGCAGACCACUAACAAUGCCAGCCUGCGUGUGUACUUUUCCCAAUUCGGUGAACUUGAAGACGCCGUGGUCAUGAUGGAUAGCAAAACUGGCCGAUCACGGGGAUUUGGCUACGUUAAGUACUGCGACCCAGAGAGCGCUAAGGUAGCACUUGCUGCGAAACCACACCGAUUGGAUGGAAAGGAGAUCGACGCCAAACAGUGCAAUGUCAACAUGCGGGGUCGCAACCGUCGUAGCCUGAAGGUCUUUGUUGGAGGUGUCGGUCCCGAACAAAAUGUGACCUCUAUUACAGCCUUCUUUGAGAAGUUUGGCCAUGUCACUGACGUGAAUUUGAUGAUGGACCCAAACAAACAGCGACACCGUGGUUUCGCUUUUGUUGGCUUCGACGACGAGGGUGCGGUGAACCGAUUGAUAAAUAUGCAUUUCUUAACUAUGGGGAGUAGGCAGGUCGAGAUUAAGGCGAUGGAGCCACCAAAUUUUGGCAAGAAAGGCACCAAUCUACUGGCGCGCCACGGUUUCGAGCCAAGUGAACCGAGAGGUGAGAAUGGUCGCGCGACUCGCAAGACUGGCUCGUUGCAUUUGAAGAACACGCAGACGUCUAGCCACCAGAAGUACUCAAAUGUAAAUAUCCAGUACAAUCCUUGCAUGGAUCCGAAUGCCUACGGACUUAUUACCGGCCAUGGAUUUUCUGACCAACACCAAAGUUACGUGGGCGGAUUCGGGGAAGAAACGGGCGGGCAGAUGCAGCCUGGACGUCUGAUGAACGACCAAUUCCAGUCCGGUGUUUACUCCGUCUCGGGAAAGAUGAACCCCAUGCCGAUCAUCUUCGCCAAUAGUUUCUUUGCUAUGACGCCCACGAUGUACGGAGGGUGUCAGCCGUUGAACCCCGCAACUGCAUAUCCUUACCCCAUCUUGCAACCGCAGAUCUUGCAUCCCGGUUUGCUGCCUGGUAACGAAGAAUUUUGGACCCAUGGCAUUUUCCAACAGCAACAACAGCAGAUGCUUCUAGCUCCACAGACAACAGGAGGUCAGGCAAAGCCCAGUUCAGCCAGUCAAACAAGUCCUUUAACGUCGAGGUGUCGCCAGCAGUUUUGCGGAGGUGUUGAUUCUAACCGGGGAAAUAGACUGCUUCAUGGUGAUAAUCAGACAUUGGCUGGAGCACCUGCAACAAUUCAGCCACAUCGGCCUCCCUUAUCUGGCUCCCUGAACCCACUAGACCAGAAUCUAGGUAUUUGGUGUGUUCCAUCAGCACACUUUUCUAAAACAUGGGUUUCUGGAGCAGACAGUGAACAGAAACCUCUCAGUAGUCUUCUCCAUAACCAAAACGAUUCAUCGGCAUCGAAGCAACAGCCUUCAUCCGACUUGUCAGAGGCUGAAUCCAAGCAAGAAACGAUUUUGGCCAAGCCGUCUGGAGAUAAUUUUGAUCGCGAUGACAAUGUCUCUGACACACACGAUGGUGGUUUAACCGUGAUGAAAGAUGAGACAGAAGUGGUUACUUUGGAGCAGGUGAAGAACGAGCUUUCCACCACGAAUGCUCAACAAUCCUCAUCUAACAGCUGGAUGAUGCAGCGAUUUCAGGCACCACCUUCUACCUGGACCUUUCGGCCGCCGUAUUGGGGUGACGUUCAGUUACCCCCUGGUGGAUUCGGCCUGUCGCCGGGAUUCAUUCUUCAGCCCCACUCACCCACCACCUGGAACACACCUCCGCCUUCUGCAGCCUCGUUUGACCCUACUGCCAUGGAACAUGCUUUAGGGGGCUUUGGCUACGGAUUUCCGGGACUACCUGCCCACGCGAGCCCCGAGCAACAGACCUUUCAAGAAGACGAACCGUCGGGUGAACCACCACCAUCCAUUUUGAGUGGUGGAUUUCCCACAAGUUCCACCUCACUCUCCUCGUCACUUCAACAGCCACCUCCCCCUUCAUCUACUGGAUCUCAACGACGCCAACCAAGUGACUCACUGGAGGUUCCGAGUCUUGUUGGCCUCCAUCAGAAGUCAGCUGCUAGCGGGUGCCGACAGUGCGACAACGUCGGCGACUGCUGGAUCACGCAGCCGCGCUUUCCAUCAGGCACUAACGAGGCAGGUAAAAAGUCCGCGGCUGGUGACCUCAACAAGGGGGUGUCUAGGGGUGGUGGAGGCGGUUUGCUCUCUGGCGAAAGGGAAUCCGUUGCAGCAGGCGACAGUCAUCAACACCGCCCUCAUCAUCACUACAGAAACUUUUGA